Molecule: messenger RNA, 327 nt
Organism: Fusarium mangiferae
Lineage: Eukaryota; Fungi; Ascomycota; Sordariomycetes; Hypocreales; Nectriaceae
Exons: 2
Coding region: 1-327 (108 amino acids)
Source: RefSeq, a predicted model, not a curated record
AUGAAGUUGACCGCUGUUGCCACUACCCUCCUCACUCUCGGACUCGGAGCUAACAUGGCUGCCGCGGCGUGCUGCGACAUGAAAGUUUGCGAUGGCUUCAACCUCAAAGGCAAUUGCAAGAAUGGCUGCUACCCUUACGGGAAGAAGGCUUUGAUUAAUAGAAGCGGACUUAAGUCAGCAGUUGCUUCCGCCAAGACUGAUAAGGACUGCUAUUGUGCACUAGGUCUCGCAAGUGGUGGUUCUUGUGAGGUAUUUACUUCCAAGCCCAUGAACGUCCCUAACUUUUGCCUCACUGGUGUUAAGUAUGCAUACUGCCAUCUUCAGUGA